CAGAUGCGCGCCGUUGUUCCGUACGCGCGUCACCAGCGCACAGAGGAGCUUCCCUACGCCAGGGGGAGGCUGGAGAGAUGUGUGGAUCACGACCAUGGAAGGCUUUGCAUAUCUCAUUAUAUGCUUCUAAUUGACGCUAUUCGACUUUUACAGGAUAUGUUUCCACCCUCCAUAUGAGCAGUAACCCAGCUGCUCGGGAUUUAGAGAUCCAGCGCCGCCUUUCGCGUCUGUCUCCCAGUUGAGAAGCUUCCUGGGCUGCGUGGACCGUACAAUCUCGACUCCGUCCUUGGCGAUUAUGUUAUAGUUUACUCGGACGAGGCUUUUUGUUUUCAUCCAGGAAAUGUUGGCAUGGCCGCUUCGCGAGAUAAGAAGUGUCCGAAGAGUGAGAAGUUGGACGAGGCACAGGCUUUGGCCAAGAGCUGCGCGGGGAGACCAGACUUCCUGCCUUGUGAUGGGCUCUCCAUCUGCGCGACCCACAGCCAUGGGAAGUGCUUCAAGCUGCACUGGUGCUGCCACCUGGGAUGGUGUCAUUGCAAGUAUGUGUACCAGCCCAUGACCAAUGUGUGCCAGCUGCCCAGCACGUCGGUGCCAGCGGUUGAGACUGAGUACAGUAACACCAUGGACCUGUCCGUCUCUCUGGCUGAGCGCUUCCUGAAGCUCGCCCCCAGCUUCCGGUCUCCGCCUCACCUCGAGUCCCCUAAGUACUGCAUCAUCGCCGAUCUGUUUGUGGAUGACUACAUCGUCAAACGCAUCAACGGAAAGAUGUGCUAUGUGCAGCGCCCGCCGCCCCCCUUACCAGAACCUCCUCAUCCUCCCACUCCUCCCCCACCUGCUCCCGCUACACCUCAGAUGCCACAAAAUCCCGCGCAGCCUCGACAACCGGUUAAGCCAACUAAACACGUGCCUGCCCCUGUGCAGCCGGUCCAGCAGGUGUACAGUGAACAUAAACAUCCUACCCCCGUGGAUAAGAUAAAAGGCCCAAAAAUGGACCACUGUUCCUCUCCGUCCAGCUCCGAGGACUCUGGUAUCAAUGCACUGGGUCUGCACUACCUGGAGUCCUGUGAGGAGGAGAGCGAGGAGGAGGAGGACGAGUUGAGCACCGACGGGAACUCCAGCCCCGGCAGCCUCUGGGAUCAGGACGACUGCUCUCUGCUGUCCCCCUCCAAGUCCAUGAUAGAGAUCAUCGAAAAGAUCGAAACAACUGUGUAACGGACAAGGACCCACGCUGUGAGGGAGUAUGAGCUUCAGAGCAGAAUAACAGAGAGUUACUCUUGUGGAUUCAUCCUACAUAGACCAAUAGGACAAAAACUGCUCUAAUGCUUCAGCAGGGCUUUGACAGGUUGUUUAGUUGGAGUUGCUGUCCUGCAGUUGGCCGAGGACUGUACGUCUGCACUCACACACAGCCUCUCAUCUGUCGACUUACCCUGCAUGGAGUACAUUUUCUAGAACUUAUUACAAUACAGGAUAAAGGCACAAGCACAAGAAUAUCAAGCACAUGCACAGUGGACCAAAAAAACCUCCUGUAGCCUACAGUACCUGGAACUUAUACAGGAACUUCUAAAUGAAAUCUAAGCUAAAGUCAAGUCAAGGGGUGGUAUAGUGAGUUUUCUGAUGAUAAUGAGCAGAUAAAUUAUUCUUAGUGCUCUCCAGUCGUCAGACUUUGUCUAAUUCAACAUUUAAGUGGCAGAUAAGCCUGACAUUACUUGUUCUCUGCUCAAUGGCUCCACCUACACGUUUUAGUAAUUCUGACACUUCAGCAUAAUAGCUACAAGGCCAGCUACCUCUCGUGGGCCUAAAGCACAUCAGCCUUUUAACCCCGUUAAUCACUCAGCGCUGCUGGGAAACGCUUGCUUUUGUCACGUACGCAAAAAGAUUCCUGGGCCCACAGUUUGUGUGCACUUUACUAACACGAGGGGUAAGUUAGUCAGUGUUCGACAAUCAAGGAUUACACAGAAGCACAUUCCUUUACUGUACCUGCCAAGGGCCAAGGGUACACUUAUAUCAUUUAUCAGACAUUAACAUGUUGUUCUGACCACAUUUCCUGGUCGAGCUUGACUGAACUGCAUUGCUGUAGAAGGUCAAACAGGCCUUUAAGUAAAACACGACUUGCAUUGACCCCUAUUAGCAGCCAAGAAAUGAAAUAGUGCGAACGUGUCCCUGGCAGAGCUACAGUGAAAAAAGACACAGCAGAAACUAGCAAGACACAUAAUGAAGAGGGAAUAUAAUUUAAUAUAUAUAUAUAUAUAAACGUAUACAAAAAUACAGAUGCAUUGUUAUUUGCUCUCUGGGUUUGACGGUGAAAUGUCUUGUGAUGCCAGCUGAGAAGGGAGUCUAGAAAGGUGUGCAGGCUAGAGUAGUACAGUGUGUCACAGUUAUUUUGUGCUUUGGGGCAGAAAAAUGUCACUUAAUGAACCAUUUUAAAAGACGUUACCGUUUGGAAUAGGAUGCUGAGUAGGUGUUGUUAUGUGAUGGACAUGAUGUAUGAGAAAUGCUCUCAAUUAUAAUAUUUGUGAGACAGCCCCUUAUUAGUCAGUUAGUGAAAUGAAGAUGGGCUGGGUCUUCUGUUUUUUUAUUUUUUUAUGUUUUACCAAGUUAUCCACAGAGUAAUCUACAAAAAUCACAGAAAUAUUCACGAAUAUAUGUUGCUGCAAUCUAGAUGUAAAAAAAUCAAGUCAUUCUGCAUGACUCGAGUCAUUUGGUUAAGUCCCUGAUGUCAAAAAAUAAUUUAACAAAUUUGUGAUUCAGAGUGUUAAAAAAGUGAAUGAAUAAUCUGUAAUUCAAUUAAAAGGUUUUUUUUAAUUCAGGGACAGACCUUGACAUUACACUCAACACAGUCCUUCAUAACACAGUUUAAAACAUCUGUUGUGUUAUCAUAUGUCAUAUUAUUUUCAUAUGAAUAAAUCUUAAUGAACAUU
Eleginops maclovinus (Patagonian blennie) is the source of this 2915-nucleotide messenger RNA. Its product is annotated as UPF0524 protein C3orf70 homolog B. The record is from RefSeq and is a predicted model, not a curated record. The coding region runs from base 349 to 1209 and encodes 286 amino acids. Gene Ontology annotation, biological process: nervous system development. Lineage: Eukaryota; Metazoa; Chordata; Actinopteri; Perciformes; Eleginopidae. The transcript is spliced from 2 exons.